Molecule: messenger RNA, 900 nt
Organism: Racocetra persica
Lineage: Eukaryota; Fungi; Glomeromycota; Glomeromycetes; Diversisporales; Gigasporaceae
Source: the annotation of a GenBank genome assembly
AUGCGUCACAUUAAUCAAGGGAAAUUAAUAGUUUUACAAGAUGGUGUUUUUGAAAUUUCAGAAAAUCCAGAUUUUUUAUACAUAUAUAUGAGUAAUUCGCAGAAAAACAUUUUUAGAUCUCCAUAUAUUGCGGAUAAAGUUACGUUUGAAAAUAAUGAAGCUCAAGGGGUAUCCAAUAUGAUUAGAAAACUCGCAUCGAAACAUAAGAUUCCAAUAAAGCCUAAUUAUUAUUUAAUUAAUUAUAUUACAGGUGAAUGUACCUGUCUUGACUUUAUUUGGCAUGGAUCAUUUCAUAAUUUUUGCAAACAUGAUUAUGCAGUACGUAUCUAUAUGUCUAUUAAGACACAAAAAAUUUCAAUUGAUCAAAUAAAAAAAGAAUUCGUUCAAUAUUUUCGAAAUAAGGAGCGAAUAGUAAUAUCCAAUAUAAAAAAUCAAAUCAUUUAUUCUAGAACUGAUGAAGAGGCCUAUAUUGAAAUUUUAUAUCAAUAUAAAGCAAAUGGAAGUGAGAUGUUUUUUCUAAUUAAAAAGCAAAUUACAGAGAAUAAUCUAUUUAGGCCUAAUGAACUUCCAAAGCAAAGGCACUCUACUGCUGGACUAUCAAAAAUUAAUAGUACUAAGCCUCGUGAACUCAAAGAUCAAAUAAUAGUUGAAAAUGAAGUUCAGAACAACACCAUAAAUGAUAAUAACCCUAAUUUUGAUAACUUUGAAGAAUCAAGUAUCUUACAACCAAUUUUUGAACAAAGUACCGGUAAUAAUAAAUCAAGAUCACGUAGUCCAUUAGUUUCUGUCAAAGAGAAUGUGAAUAUGCCAUAUUCUGUUGAGCUAUGCCAAACAAAAAGAACACGAAAUAACAAACGCAAAGCUGCAUUAGGAGGAUAUGUAAGUAAAUUUGCUACUACU